AUGUCUUACGGCGGCAACGACGACUCCAACUACGGUUCCUCCCGCAGGGACAAUGAGGACAGCUACGGCACCUCAGGAACCACUGGCGGCUUCGGCUCCUCCACCCGCGACAACGAGGACUCGUACGGCUCCUCGCGCCGUGACAAUGACGACUCGUACGGCUCCUCCAACACGGGCCGCAGCGGCAACGAAUCGAGCUACGGCUCGUCGACCCGUCGUGACAACGACACCUCGGACAGCUACGGCUCCUCCGGCCUGAGCUCGUCUCGCAGGGACAACGAUACCUCGGACUCGUACGGCUCUUCUCGCCGCGACAACGAUACCUCUGACAGCUACGGCUCCUCCCGCAAGUCGGACAACGACACCUACGGCUCCGGCAACAAGACCUCGUCUUACGGAGACGACUCCACCUCCUCCAACCUCGCCGGCGCCGACUCCCUUUCGUACGGCAACACCAACUCCAGCCGCCGCGAUAACGACAACGACAACAGCUACGGCUCUUCCGGCAACACGGGAUCCUACGGCUCCUCCCGCAAGGACAACGACAACGAUAACAGCUACGGCUCCUCCACCACUCGCCGUGACAACGAUGACAGCUACGGAUCAUCAGGAAACACUGGUUCCUACGGCUCCUCCCGCAAGGAUAACGACACCUCGGACAGCUACGGCUCCUCCGGCAACACUGGCUCCUACGGCUCCUCCCGUAAGGACAACGAGGACAGCUACGGCUCCUCCGGCAACACGGGCUCCUACGGCAGCAGCGGCAGAGACAACGACACCUCUGACUCGUACGGCAGCAGCAACAACAAGAGCGGCGGCGACAGCAAGGUCGGCAAGUUCCUCGAGAAGGCGGGCGAUUUGCUCAACAGCGACAAGCUCGAGUCCAAGGGCCAGUCGAAGCGGGAGAACGCCGGGUACGGGAACAACGACGACUACUAG
Colletotrichum fioriniae is the source of this 939-nucleotide messenger RNA. RefSeq lists its product as uncharacterized. NCBI's taxonomy places the organism in Eukaryota, Fungi, Ascomycota, Sordariomycetes, Glomerellales, Glomerellaceae. The record is from RefSeq and is a predicted model, not a curated record.